Molecule: messenger RNA, 513 nt
Organism: Symbiodinium natans
Lineage: Eukaryota; Dinophyceae; Suessiales; Symbiodiniaceae
Source: the annotation of a GenBank genome assembly
AUGUGGCAGCAGUGUGAUAGCAUAGUGCCGAGUUUCAAUGCACUGUCAAGGACAGAGUCCGUUCGAACUCGCGGAGCUUCCGAGGAGAACCAGCGUCUUGGCCAGAGCAAAUGGAAGCUGAGCAAAGCGCUGGAAGGAAUCGAGAGCGCAACCAAUGCUGCCCUGGAGCCGCUGGAUGUCGACAAACUCAAGCAGCAUGCGAUGAAAGGCUUGCGUGACAAGGCAAUCAAUCGCAUGAAGCUUCAGGGCGUCAGCAGGGAUCAGCAGGAGGUGAUCCUGGAAGAGAUGGAUGCGCUGCUGCGUGAGCGUUCGGAGAGAGUCAAGGCUGCUCAACUGGAGUCCCAGGAGCUGGACAUGCAGGAGGACGUGGUUUUUGCACCUCCGGAUGAGAUGGAAGCGAGCCUGGAGACAAGAGAAGAUGCUCAGCAGGCAGAGGAUGCCGAAGCACAUGUUGCCUCCUUGGAUGCGCACCCGGAAGGGAGAGAAGCACCAGGAGGGCCCGCGGAGGAGUGA